Molecule: messenger RNA, 4193 nt
Organism: Eriocheir sinensis (Chinese mitten crab)
Lineage: Eukaryota; Metazoa; Arthropoda; Malacostraca; Decapoda; Varunidae
Product: L-fucose kinase-like
Exons: 17
Coding region: 235-3600 (1121 amino acids)
Biological process (GO): GDP-L-fucose salvage
Molecular function (GO): fucokinase activity; ATP binding
Source: RefSeq, a predicted model, not a curated record
AGAAGAAGAGGAAGAGGUGACCAGCUGAGGCCUGAGGGAGGGGCGGCGGCAGGCACGACUUCACUUCAGUUAUGGGUAUGGCGGGUAUUUGUGGUCGAGGUGCCUCACAACCGCUGCCGAGAUGCUGAGCCACCUGACUGAUAGCUUAUCUCAGUGGACCAGAUGAAGGAAGGCAGGUUUGGUUUGAUCUGAGCCACACGUGAGACCUGCAUCCAGUAACUACGUAAAGGAAGCAUGGCCGCAGAACAGCCCAGCACCCAGCGAUGGACGGCUGUCGUCCUCACCUGUGCCCUGGAGAGCCUACAGGAGGGCUUGGAGGAAGAGUGCCACAGACUGUCAACUGGUGGGCUGCUACCAGACCAUGACCUGCUGGUGGUGGCAGUGGACCCUGUGCAGCCUGGGGACCAUCAGAAGGGCAAGCCGGGCCCUGGUGUUGGCAGUGGGGGUGCCACAAUCAAUGCUGUGUUUGUGGCAAUAGAGAGACUGUCAGCCCAGCUCCAACACACUACUGUCACCACUGAGCUGGUCUAUAACAGCCGCAUCCUUGUGGUACACGUGGGCCGCAUGUUGCCGCACUGCCCCGGCGGUGCUGCUCUCCUGCGUGUUGCCCCCCAGCAGACCUUUGUGCCUCCCCAUGUGCAGGUCACACCCCCAACCCUCCUGCAGCACACACUGUGGGCGGCCACCAAGCUGAGUGAAAAAACUCCCAGUGGUGUGUGGGUCACAUCUUUGGACACAUUCUUGCCAUGUUCCUCUGAUGUGGUUUGCCCCAUCCCUGCCCCCGGGCCUGAUGCCGGGGCUGUGGUGUGCACGGUUCAGGCGCCCCUUGAGUUGGCAGCUCAGCAUGGGGUAGUUCUCAAGGGGGACAGUCAGCAUAUUAACAAUAUGGUCUACAGAAUGCCCUUGGAAGACCUGAAGAAGACUUUCAAGGAUGCAACUGCCAGUGUAAUAUCUGGUGCAGUGUACCUGAGUCCAGCCCUCACCGAGACACUGCUGGGGCUGCACACUCUGCCGCCCCUUGACCGCUGCACCUACUAUGGCAUGGACAGUGGUGUGCCUUCCCUGCAGGUGUCGCUAUACUUUGACUUGCUGCUGCCACUGUGUAGUGAUGUCAGCUAUGAGAAGUAUGUGAAUGGCCACUGUGGGGCCACCUAUGCUCAGGCAGAAAGCUACUCUACUCUGUACCACCAGGAGUCACACUUGGCAAGGCUCCAGAUAUGGAAACAGCUGCAAGGGUUCACCAAGGCUCUUGCUUGGCCACUUGGAAAAGUGAAGCAUCACUAUUUGGCAAAGAACCUGCCAUACAAAGAUUCAGUUUUGCCUCUGCUGCCCCCUGUCAGUAUCUCUUAUGGUGAUGAAUCGAAGGAUGACAGCUCAAACAUUGUUACCAUAAAUGCACUGCUCAGUGGGAGCAUUACAACCUCCGAAGAAAAGGUUUACAUCCUUGACUCUUGGCUCGGCAAAGAUGUCUCCCUGACCUUAGCUGGUCCAUGCUUCUUGAAUGGCCUGCAGCUACAUAAUUGUACUGCCUCCCUGACACUUCCAGGCGGGUGUAUGUGGCAGCAGUUUGCAGGAGCACACCAUGACGUGGUGACCUGCUACGGCUGGACAGACAGCAUAACACAGCUGCAUGAAGAAGCCACAGCAACAAUAUUUAACACCAACUGGUCAGUUUUCUUUGCCAAAACUGGAAUAGUUAAAGAAGAGUUGUGGGGAAAUCCAGGUGAGGUUCAGGACCUUGUAUCUGCAAAAUUGUUUGUUCCUGAUCUAUCAGUUGUAGAACAAAUGAGAAUGCUCUCAGCCUUGGUCAGAACUGUAUGUGAUGGUGAACAGGAAGAAUGGAAGUCCAAAAUACAUAUGUGGAGGGCUUCCUCCAGAGUUUCACUGACUGAAGUCAUGUUCAGCUGUGAUGUGAAGAAAGUAAUCAGGACAAGAGAAGUUAUUUUCCUGGAAUGCUUCAAGGAGUUCUUGGUCCGGACAGCUGAUGACCUGGGAGGAAUGUCUCUUAUUCCUUUGUUCCAGUACUUUGUGACAAGGGGUCUUGGGUCUACCAAAGAGGUACUUCACAUGCUACACAUGCUGCUGCAGCUCCCCCGACCCUCCACCUCUCGGCUCUUCUGCAACAUGGCUGACCUGCUGGGGUGCCUGGCGCAGGGAAAGGGUGGCCUGAGGAGUGGCCCUGCUGCCAACCCCCAGUGGAGGAAUGCUCUCUUGAGCCUCAAAGAGGGACGGCAAAAGGAGGCAGUGCUACAAAUGGAGGCUGUGUGUGAGGAAUGGAUCAACUCUGCCCGGCCUGAGAACAUGAUCCGAGCCGCCAGGCAUUACGAGAGAGCAUCACAGAUCAUCAUCAGCCAGCAGGUGGAGACGGCCCAGGUGAACGUAUCCCCGAUGUGGGUGUGUCCUGAGGCGCGGCGGCAGGUGGGUGUCGGGGUGUGGGUGGAGGCUCGCUCACCCGCCCGCCUUGACCUGGCUGGAGGGUGGUCAGACACACCGCCCAUUUGUUACGAGCAGGGAGGAGCUGUGCUGAACGUUGCUAUAAAGAUUAACAAUGCAAAGCCCAUUGGCGCAAGGGUGCGGUUCAUCCCCGAGCUGCAAGUGGUGUGUGUGCUGCGGGACUGCUCCGGGGCUGAUGUGCGGCUCACCUGGACAGAGCUGGACCACCUGAGGGACUAUGACAACCCUGUGUCCCCUGGUGCCCUGGUGAAGGCCGUGCUGCUGUACUGUCGGGUGGUGGACCUCGCACUGCCUGACUCUCUGGCGACGCAGCUCAAGGAAAAUUAUGGUGCUGGAUUGGAAGUGGAGGUGUGGUCCAACUUGCCACAGGGGUCGGGUCUUGGGGGCAGCAGCCUCCUGGCCGGCACAUUGCUGGCAGCCCUGGUGGUGCUGCUUGGGUUCCCUCCCCCGCACCCCAGCCACCUCGUGCAUGCCACCCUCUGUGUGGAGCAGUGGCUCACCACAGGUGGCGGUUGGCAGGACCAGGUUGGUGGACUGAUAGGAGGAGCAAAACUGGGUGUUAGUCACAGAGGAACACCACUCUCUGUCACCAGCUACCACAUACCCAUGUCACAGCAGUUCCUGGAGGCUCUAAAUAGUCAGCUUCUCCUGAUCUAUACUGGCAAGGUCCGCCUGGCCCGUAACCUGCUGCAGACCGUGAUUCGCAACUGGUACGCCUGCGACCCCACUAUCACCUCCUGCUUUGCUGAGCUGCAGCGGCUGGCACUGCAGGCCGCCAAGACCAUGCUGGACAGUAACCUCGAGGGUCUGGGAGGCAGUAUCAGCAGCUAUUGGAAACUCAAGAAAAUGGUUGCAUCUGGUUGUGAGCCAAGCAUGGUGACCAAGCUGAUGGCCUCCCUACAAGACCACUGCUACGGGAUGUCCCUGGCCGGGGCCGGGGGUGGAGGCUACCUCUACGCCCUCAAGGCCAACAGUGCACCCCUGGACCAACAAGUGUGUCUGGAUGGACUCACCUGUGAUGCAGUGGAGGUGGACCCAGACGGUUUGGAGAUUUGGGUUGGGGGAGAGAAUGUGUGUGACAAGAGCGUGGUGGAGGACACACUGACGCACGCACAAUGGAAUGAGCUGUUACAAAGAUGCAGUUAGGCAAGGCGGCAUGAUUUAUCUCCUGGUGCCUUACAUGUGAUAACACUGUGAUUCCAUGAGUGCAAUGCAUUCAUGGAAAAAUAUUGCACCUAACUGCUGGUCAGAUGUAAUUUUUUAACAUUUCAGAAAGUUAUAGUUUUAUUUUUGUUAAGUUUUAUACUAUUUAGAAGCAAUAGCUUUUUCUGCUAAACAAAUGAGUGGGAAGAGAGAACCCUUCUUGAACCUAAUAAACUGUGACAGCAAAUAAAACAAACUGUACGAUGACCAAGUCAGUCUUACGUGUAGUCCCCGCAAACAAAUAUGAACAUAUUGAAAGGAGGGCAUGAAAGGCAGUCUUUAAUGUUUGAAUUUAACAUCAGGUGGUGAUAAGAGGCCAUGAGUAGGCUCUGUACAGGAGAAUACAGCCAUAAAGAUCCUCCUGUAUACCCAUUACCCAGCUGCCAGACAGUAUAAUCUUAGUAAAAUUGUUUAUUUACUGUAUGCAAUGUCAAGACUUUACUCUUAAAUUAAAAUUACUUGAUAUAAAGUUUGUAUUUAUGUAAAUAAACUUCAUUAAUUUGAACAAUUUUGUAUAAUAAAAUAUAUUCAUAUAC